Pelobates cultripes (western spadefoot toad) is the source of this 2085-nucleotide messenger RNA. The record is from the annotation of a GenBank genome assembly. Lineage: Eukaryota; Metazoa; Chordata; Amphibia; Anura; Pelobatidae.
AUGAAAGUCUUCAUAAAGCUGCUCAAUACUCCCCCUAGAGGUAUAAUUCUAAAAUGGCACACAUCAUAAUAAACUGUAUUAAGUGAUAUCUAAUGAAUCAGACCAUAAUAAACCAGUGUCCAUUAAAGAGAUGUAGUCCACAAACUCUGGAGUGUCGAAGGUUGCCUACCCCUGUUAUAGACUGUAAGUUAGGUUCUAAUUCUAAAUAAAUGUACCAGUUACCUUGAAACAGCAUUGUUCAAUAUUUUACUAUCAAUUCCUGGAUCAUUUACCUUGUAGUUUAUUUACAGUACUCACAAUGCGAGAGAGAUAAAAGGAAGGUUUGUAAUUCUAUUUCUUUUCUUUACAGCAGAUGGCUCUCUAAACACAAGUGAAACGGAUGAUUUACCCAUCCAUGUUCUGUCAGUGAAUCGUGUGACUGAAGGUAGAGUCGCAGGUGAUCAGGGAGAAAAUUCUGUGACAUUUAAUGACCUAAGUAAGAGACCAAGUGAAUCUGUGAUAUCUGAAACCGCUUUAUAUGAAGAAAGAAAUCUACCAGAUGGAGAGAUUUACUCAGUGAAAGAAUGUUCCCAAACAAAAUCCACAGUACACACGGAAUAUCCAUCUAUUCAUAUUAAGGAGGAACCAACCUCAUGUGAAGAAGGGGAUCUCACAAACACUGACAUGUAUACACCCAGAGGACAGACAGAAUAUUCAUCUACUUAUAUUAAUGAUGAUCCAGUCUUAUGUGAAGAAGGGAAUCUCACAAAUUCUGACAUUUAUACACUCAUAGAACAUAUACAUUAUCAAUCCACACCUACUAAGGAGGAACCAGCCUUAUGUGACGAAGGGAAUAUCACAGACACUGGCAUUAUUACACAUGGAGAACAGACAGAAUAUCCAUCUUCUCAUCUUAAGGGGGAUCCAGUCUCAUGUAAAAAAAGGAAUCUCACAGAAACUGACAUUUAUACACCUGCAGAACAUACACAGUAUCUAUCGACACAUAUUAAGGAGGAACCAGCCUUAUGUGAUGAAGGAAACGUCACAAUCACUGACAUUUAUACACCCACAGAACUUACACAGACAGAAUGUCCAUUUACUCCUGUUACUGAGGAUUCAGCCUUCUGUGAAGAAGGAAGUCAUAAAUCAAGGCUUAUUGCCCAUAAACGUAUUCAUAAUGGAGAGAAACCGUUCUCUUGCUCUGAGUGUGGGAAAUGUUUCAAUCUGAAAGGCAACUUAAAUAAACAUCUCAGGAUUCACACAGGAGAGAAACCAUUUUCAUGUUCUGAAUGUGGGAAAUGUUUCAGUCAUAAAUCAAGUCUUAUUGCCCAUGAACAAAUUCAUCGUAAGGAGAAUCCUUUCUCCUGCUCUGAGUGUGGGAAAUGUUUCAAGCUGAAAGGCAACUUAAAUAAACAUCUCAGGAUUCACACAGGAGAGAAACCAUUUUCAUGUUCUGAAUGUGGGAAAUGUUUUGCUCAAAGAUACAACUUUUAUACACAUCUCAGGAUUCACACAGGAGAAAAACCAUAUUCAUGUUCUGAAUGUGGGGAAUGUUUCAAUUAUAAAUCAAGGCUUAUUGCCCAUGAACAGAUUCAUCGUAAGGAGAAACCUUUCUCCUGCUCUGAGUGUGGGAAAUGUUUUAAUCUGAAAGGCAACUUAAAUAAGCAUCUCAUGAUUCACACAGGAGAGAAACCGUUUUCAUGUUCUGAAUGUGGGAAAUGUUUCAGUCAUAAAUCAAGUCUUAUUGCCCAUGAACAGAUUCAUCGUAAGGAGAAUCCUUUCUCCUGCUCUGAGUGUGGGAAAUGUUUCAAUCUGAAAGGCAACUUAAAUAAACAUCUAAGGAUUCACACAGGAGAGAAACCAUUUUCAUGUUCUGAAUGUGGGAAAUGUUUUGCUCAAAAAUACAACUUUUAUACACAUCUCAGGAUUCACACAGGAGAAAAACCAUAUUCAUGUUCUGAAUGUGGGGAAUGUUUCAAUUAUAAAUCAAGGCUUAUUGCCCAUGAACAGAUUCAUCGUAAGGAGAAACCUUUCUCCUGCUCUGAGUGUGGGAAAUGUUUUAAUCUGAAAGGCAACUUAAAUAAACAUCUCAUGAUUCACACAUGA